Molecule: messenger RNA, 850 nt
Organism: Cinara cedri
Lineage: Eukaryota; Metazoa; Arthropoda; Insecta; Hemiptera; Aphididae
Source: the annotation of a GenBank genome assembly
AUGUCAAAACCAAAAGGAGGUUGGGAAAAGUUAAAAGAAACUCAAAAGAAAAAGAAGAAUGAAGCAGACUUUCUAAAAAAGUAAAUCCUCUUACAUCGUAUAUUAUACCUAAAUAUACUAACAGUGAAAAUACCAUUAAUAAAGAAGAUAAUAUUAUAAAUACGAGUACAUCNUCUUUCAAAAUAUAAAUGCUGACUUUUCCUUAACAAAAAAAUAUUAUGAAAAUCCUAAGGUAAAUCGUUGUUUGAACAAAACUGCAUUUUUCUAUACAAAGCCGAAUGGUGAUUGUUGUAAUAGAGAAUGGUUACUUUAUUCGCCGACUAAAAAAAUGGUUUAUUUUUAUUAUUGUAUUCUCUUUUCUAAAAAUAACAUAAUGUGUGAUGGGUAUGAUGAUUGGCGAAAUAUUCAAAAAUUUCUUGAAAACCAUGCGAAAAAAGAAUAUCAUGUCUUGGCAAUUAGUAUGUACCUAAAUAGAACGAAACUAUCGGGUAGAAUAGAUAGUGAAUUAGAAAAACAGUUAACCGAAACACGUGACUAUUGGAAAAACGUGUUAAGACGCAUAAUUGAAACAAUAUUAUUUUUAUCGGGACGUGGUUUACCAUUUCGAGGUUCGGACGAACACUUCGGGUCAAAUCAUAAUGGAAAUUAUCUUGGAAUAUUGGAGCUUCUUUCAAAAUUUGACCCAUUUUUAGCCCAACAUAUCGCUGUACACGGAAAUCAAGGAAAAGGACACACAUCUUAUUUGUCCAAAACUAUUUGUAACGAAUUUAUUGCACUUACUGCAAACAAAACUCGUGCAAUGAUUAUAGAUCAAUUAAAAAAAAGCCUGUUAUUUUUCAAUAAGCGUUGA